UCACCGCCGCUCUCUCUUCCUCUCCAACAUGAAUAUGCCAUUGCUACUCCUCAUCGCCAUCGUCGUCGUCUCCCUCUCCCAUGGCAACGGGGAGCAGACCGACCUCACGCGGGAGACGUUCCCCGCGGGCUUCGUCUUCGGCACCGCGUCGUCGGCGUACCAGGUGGAGGGGAACGCCCUCCAGUAUGGCCGAGGGCCCUGCAUCUGGGACACCUUCCUGAUGCAACCUGGUGUAACUCCUGAUAAUUCGACCGCGAAUGUGACCGUCGACGAGUACCACCGCUACAUGGAUGAUGUGGACAACAUGGUGAGAGUGGGCUUCGACGCGUAUCGCUUCUCGAUCUCCUGGUCUCGCAUUUUCCCCAGUGGACUUGGGAAGAUUAACAAAGACGGCGUGGAUUAUUACCACAGGCUCAUUGAUUACAUGCUUGCUAACAACAUUAUUCCAUAUGUUGUGCUCUACCACUACGACCUUCCACAGGUGCUCCAUGAUCAAUACAAGGGAUGGCUACACCCCAGAAUUGUGAGAGAUUUUGUGAGAUUUGCAGACUUCUGCUUCAAGACAUAUGGUCAUAAGGUGAAGAACUGGUUUACCAUUAACGAACCUAGGAUGAUGGCAAAUCAUGGCUACGGUGACGGCUUCUUCCCCCCUGGCAGAUGCACCGGCUGCCAACCCGGUGGGAAUUCCGCCACCGAGCCUUACAUCGCAGCCCAUAACCUUCUCCUUUCACAUGCCGCUGCUGUCAGGACAUAUCGUGACAAGUACCAGGCUAUUCAGAAGGGGAAGAUUGGCAUCCUUCUCGAUUUUGUAUGGUAUGAGCCACUCACCGACAAAGAAGAGGAUCACGCAGCUGCACAUAGAGCCAGGGAGUUUACCCUUGGCUGGUACCUGCACCCGAUUACAUAUGGUCAUUACCCAGAAACUAUGCAGAAUGCUGUUAAGGAAAGGCUGCCCAAUUUCACACGUGAGCAGUCUGAGAUGAUAAAAGGAUCAGCGGAUUAUAUUGCGAUCAACCAUUACACAACUUAUUAUGUCAGUCACCACGUCAACAAGACAUCCAUCAGCUAUCUCAAUGAUUGGGAUGUGAAAAUUUCAUAUGAGCGUAACGGUGUGCCAAUUGGGAAACAGGCGUACUCGAACUGGCUUUAUGUUGUUCCUUGGGGGAUCUACAAAGCUGUCAUGCAUGUCAAGGAGAAGUACAAGGACCCCAUUAUAAUCAUCGGAGAAAAUGGCAUUGACCAGCCAGGCAAUGAGACCCUACCUGGUGCACUGUAUGACUUCUUCAGGAUACAAUAUUUUGAUCAGUACCUCCAUGAGCUUAAGAGGGCGAUCAAGGAUGGUGCAAGGGUCACUGGGUAUUUUGCUUGGUCCCUGCUUGACAACUUCGAGUGGCGGCUCGGGUUCACUUCAAAAUUCGGAAUCGUCUAUGUAGACCGGAGCACUUUCACACGGUACCCUAAAGACUCAACACGUUGGUUCAGGAAGAUGAUAAAAAGUGAGGUUUGAGUUGGAUUAUUAUCACUGUUGGCAGCUGCUGGAGUGCUUUUUUGUUAUGCUAGUUUUGGUUGUAUGAAUAAUAAGAUGUCUUGUACUAGUUGAGAACUUCUUCAGAUUUUGUACUUCUAGUAUUCUACUUUUUGUACUUCAGAUUUUGCAAGCAAGGAUGAUUUUAGUUUAAUAGAUUCAGGACAUCUAUAUAUACUGGUGAUAAGAGAGGCAGAUUUCAAUUUUUGGCUUGAA
Molecule: messenger RNA, 1741 nt
Organism: Oryza sativa Japonica Group (Japanese rice)
Lineage: Eukaryota; Viridiplantae; Streptophyta; Magnoliopsida; Poales; Poaceae
Source: RefSeq, a predicted model, not a curated record